AGCAAAGGAAAUUUGGAGCAACUGAUCCCUGCAUGGAUGGUGUUCCCUGGAUCUUGGAGCCCUCUGCCAACCCCUUGAUGGAUGUUGAUGGCAUUCCGCCGGAAAGUAAGGUGUCUGCUCCUAAGAUUGAGAUAGAAGAAAUGUUGGACGGUGCCGAUCCUGAGAUGGGAGGCCCCGCUCCUCCUGACGACCACUUGCGGAACCUGAAAGCUCUGACGGAGAAACUGAGGCUGGAGACGAGGAGACCCUCCUAUUUGGAGUGGAAGGCCCAGCUGGAGGGGAUUGCAUGGAAAAGCCACCCGGAGCCUCCUGCAGGGGAAGAAGCCAGCCGGGAUGAGAAACCAAUGGAGGAAAGCGUUCCUUUAACAGAGGUGCAAGUUCGUAUCAAUGGAGACUCUCUGAAAGAGCAAGUUCCGGUGGUGACCCAGGAGAAAAUCAGUGGCUUUGGAAAUAUUGAUGAGGCUCUAAACUGGCUCAGGAAAGAACUGAUGGAAAUGCGUCUCCAGGACCAGCAGCUGGCCCGGCAGCUGAUGCGCCUCCGCAGCGACAUCAACAAGCUCAAAAUCGAGCAGACCUGCCACCUCCACCGGCGGAUGCUCAACGAUGCCACCUACGAGCUGGAGGAGCGGGACGAGCUCUCCGACCUCCUGUGCGACUUCCCCCUGACGUCCUCCUUCAGCCUCUCCACCCCACUCAAGCUCAUUGGCGUGACAAAGAUGAACAUCAACUCCCGCCGGUUCUCGCUUUGCUAGAGGGGAGGGGAUGGGAGGGCAGAGGGGCAGAAGCGGGCAUGGAGGGCGGCCUUGCCAACGGAGAGGAGGAGAAGCUUGCUGGUCCUUUUGCUCGGCAGGGGAAGGCAGGUGAGGUCGGAGGACCAAGAGGGAAGGCGGAGCAGAUCUGGCAAGGACUCCUCCACCGAUCCAG
This is a messenger RNA of Lacerta agilis (Sand lizard), 924 nucleotides long. It is a transcript of the gene FAM167A, whose product is annotated as family with sequence similarity 167 member A. The coding region runs from base 33 to 752 and encodes 239 amino acids. NCBI's taxonomy places the organism in Eukaryota, Metazoa, Chordata, Lepidosauria, Squamata, Lacertidae. The record is from RefSeq and is a predicted model, not a curated record. The transcript is spliced from 2 exons.